This is a messenger RNA of Paramuricea clavata, 277 nucleotides long. Lineage: Eukaryota; Metazoa; Cnidaria; Anthozoa; Malacalcyonacea; Plexauridae. The record is from the annotation of a GenBank genome assembly.
AUGCACCAAAGAGGAUAUCUCCACAGUGGCUUGAAGUCCAAUAAUACGUUGGUUGCUCAAAAUAAGGGGUAUCUCAUUGACUUCGGGAAAGUUUGUGAGAUCUUUCGGCCAAAGGCAAAGAAAUAUAGGGAGGUUUAUAGACAUAUUGCACCAGAUGUUUUGAAAGGCUUUCCUGUUGCACCAGCCAAUGAUACGUAUUCCCUUGGGAGAAUUCUUAAAGAAAUUGGAAAGACAAUAAACAGUUCAGUCCUGUUACAAUUAGCCAAAGCAGCAACAA